GACGCGCGCCUUCGCGGGACCCGUCCCAGGGCCGGCGGCUUCUCCUCACGCGUGUUCGGGAGUUGGAGAUGCUGUUAGGCUGCUGUUUUAUCCAACGUGAGCAGUUGGCCAGAGAUGGAAAACUUCAUUCUGUAUGAGGAGAUCGGCCGAGGAAGCAAGUCCGUUGUCUAUAAAGGGCGGCGGAAGGGGACGAUCGAUUUUGUAGCCAUUCUUUGUACCGAGAAGUGCAAAAGGCCUGAAAUAACCAAUUGGGUCCGUCUCACCCAUGAAAUUAAACACAAGAAUAUCGUAACUUUUCACGAGUGGUAUGAAACCAGCAACCAUCUCUGGCUCGUGGUGGAACUCUGCACAGGUGGUUCCUUGGAAACGGUCAUUGCUCAAGAUGCAAACCUCCCAGAAGAUGUGGUGAGAGAGUUUGGAGUUGACCUCCUCGCUGGAUUACAUCACCUUCAUCAACUUGGCAUUCUCUUCUGUGACCUUUCUCCAGGCAAGGUGCUCUUGGAAGGGCCUGGCACACUGAAGUUCAGUAACUUUUGCUUGGCCAAAGUGGAAGGUGAGAAUUUGGAAGAGUUCUUUGCUUUGGUGGCAGCAGAAGAAGGAGGAGGUGAGAGCGGGGAAAGUGCACUGAAGAAAACCGUGAAGGGCAAAGUCAAAGGCUCUCUUACGUAUACAGCGCCUGAAAUCCUGAGGGGUACUGACUUCUCCAUCCCCAGUGACCUCUGGUCCUUGGGCUGUCUGCUUUAUGAAAUGUUUUCAGGAAAACCUCCAUUCUUCUCAGAAAGUUUUUCAGAAUUAAUUGAAAAGAUUUUUUAUGAGGAUCCUUUGCCACCUGUUCCAAAAGAUCCUUCUCUUCCUAAAGCUUCUUCAGAUUUUAUUAAUUUGCUUGAUGGUUUACUUCAGAAAGAUCCUCAGAAAAGGUUGACGUGGGCCGGCCUGCUGCAGCAUUCCUUUUGGAAGGGUGCUUUUGCACGGAGAGACCAUGAAUGGAGCACCGAGAAUCCCACCUUCAGCAGAAAAUUGACGGAGCAUUCUGGAACCCAAGAUUCCAAGGAGGUUGUGAAGCCUCAGAGUGGACCAGCCAAGGGGGAGAGGAGCAGUCAUCGCCCUAGACCCUCUUUCAGACUAGAAAACCCAGCUGAGUUGCGGCCUAACAGUGCUGUUGGGGGCCAGCCGAACGAGUCCAUGUUUCUCCUGAGUUCUCGCCCGACUCCGAGAACUAGCACUGCAGUCGGACUAAGUCCUGCUGAGGAUAUGACUCAACAUUCACCACAGAGGGCCUCUCCUUUGACCAAGAUACCUGUCUGUGCAGCUAAAGGCAGUGGAGAGGAGCCCAAAGAGUCAGCAGAUGUGAGGGGUGAGUGUAAUGGGGAGAGGGCACAACCCAGGGCUCAUUCAGAUGCUGGCCUGGAAAUCACACGGCACCAGGUGCUGGGCAUGGCAAAGGUCAUGGUCAACACACGGGCAUUUACAGGAGAGAAACUCAUGGCACCUGUUCAUAAGUACAUGGGAAUCACCAGUUCUUCCAGGGAGGCCUCCUCUGAGCCAGGUCGCGUCACCUUGCUAGCGUGCCGGCCCCUUAGCUCGGUGAUGGGCGGUCAGUGUCGAAGUAGACGCUGGGAAGGGAGUUUGCGGAUCAGAGUUGAGCGGACUUCUGGUACCAUCUGGUAUCGAGGAGUGCCCGGUACCGGGCCUGUAGCCGCGAGGCUUCUCCACCCCUCCGAUAGAGGGCGCACUCUUGUGAGCGGCUUUUGUAGCCGUUGCUUCCUCGGUGCUUCACUGCUGGUGGACUUGCGGGCAGUCCGCUGGGGCCGAGCCGCGGUGCUGAGACCCCCUUACUUACCCGCUUCUCCUUGGGCUGGAGCUCGGGGAGCGGGAGGCGGUGCUGCGGCGGCUGGAACACAGUUGCCAAUGGAUCACUUUUUAAGGGUCUGUAGUUCUCCUCAGAGCUUAUUUUUCCUCAUUUGCAGACGGGCCAAGGUUGCUCGGGUGAUUGGUUUACUGGCCUCACACACAGCGGAGCUCCAGGAAAAUACACCUGUUACUGAGAGAAUGAAUAACCCAGUAUUAGGAAGAGAGCUGGAGCGGCUCCCAGGACCCACGGGUCAGGGGCAGCGUGAACGUCGUGGUUAUUCUGGGGCACGUCGGCACCUGCACACGGCCCCCUUGAAUGGCUGUGGUUUCCAUGUGGGCAGAAACAGAAAACAUUCCUGUGCAUUCGGUUCCGCAUGUAAUGGGAUUAUGGAGGCCUUCCGAGAGCUGCGGGAGUCGUGGGGGUGCCGCACCUUGUUAGAACAGCAUGACCGUGUUCAUCGCUGGAGGCAGAUCUGGACUGAGGUCUUCGUAGACUGCCAGACCCUCUCUCCGCCACUGCGACGCGGCUGCUAUCGCGGCCUUCUGUCGACGGCACCGCACUGCGGGAGGAAGGAGGUUUCUGAAGGGACUCGGGGACCCUUUCAGGAAGAAAAAAAGAAGAGCCCCAGGGACUGCUGGGCCGUUCCCUCGGCCGCCUACACCGUGCUGACGAGGUGUCUUCGGGAAGGGGAAGAACGUGUUGUGAAUCACCUGGCAGCAAAGACCAUUGAAAAUGUCUGCACCACCUUUUCUGCUCAGGCGCAGGGCUUUAUUACAGGAGAAAUCGGACCUGUGUUGUGGUACCUAUUCAGACAUUCUACUCUUGAUUCUCUCAGGAUAACAGCAAUAUCGGCCUUGUGUAGAGUCACUCGCCAUUCCCCUGCUGCCUUCCAGAAUGUUCUUGAGAAGGUGGGACUGAACUCCGUGAUAGCCUCACUGGCCUCCGCCAUCUGCAAGGUUCAGCAGUACAUGCUGACCUUGUUCACCUCCAUGUUGUCCUGUGGGAUUCAUCUUCAGAGGCUAAUCCAGGAGAAGGAUUUUGUCUCUGCAGUUAUCCGUUUACUUGACAGCCCAUCAACUUCAAUUAGAGCAAAAGCCUUCCUCGUUCUUUUAUAUAUUUUGAUUCAUAAUCAUGAGAUGCUGCUACUUGGCUGCCAAGCAAGACUCGUGAUGUACAUUGAGAGAGACAGCAGAAAGACCACUCCAGGCAAGGAGCAGCGAGGCAGCCAUGAGUACCUGUCCAGGUGCCUGGACCUCCUCAUCCGUCACAUCGUGCGCCAGCUGCCGCGGAUCCUGGGUGACAUCCUUAACGCCUUGGCCAAUGUUUCCGGUCGUAAACACCCAUCGACAGUCCAAGCGAAACAGCUGAAGAUGUGUCUGCCCAUGAUGCCGGUAGUGCUUCACCUCGUGACCUCUCAGGUAUUUCGACCUCAAGUUGUAACAGAAGAGUUCCUUUUCAGUUACGGAACGAUUCUUUUCGCGGCUUUAGUUAGCCUCUACUUAGCUCAGCGGGUGGGAAGUCUGCCGUGGUGCGGCUGGCUUCUCUGCUCCGGUUCUCCUGCCAUCGAAGUCCGGGGUCCACUGGUGUCCUUGCCGGAAGACCGUGGGAGAAACCUGCUUCUGGGCUCGUUGAGGUGGUCGGAGGAACUCAGCUUCUUGCAGAGCCGGGUCACUCAGCCCGACCGCCUUGACUCCCUCCGGCCUCUUGUUCUGCCACAGAAGGUGGUGACCGGUGGUGAGCCUCCAGCAGUGGUGCUAGUGAGCAGGAAAGUCUGCGGACGGUCCGCAUUGAGCGAGAGGCUGAGCAGAAACCUCUCGUGCGCGAGCCAAGGCACAGAGGUGUGCGGUCACCGAGUCGCCGGGUGCCGAGCCGUCUCUGGGUCGUUCACAGGGCUGAGGCUGAUAAGAAAGAGUUACAGUCCGACCACAAAACCCUCGUUCCAAGGUGUGGUGAGGUCCACCGAUCAGGAGAAAAGCACCCUUGAAAAGAUAGCUUGUUCUAGUCACAGAUCCAAAGGUGGGGGCACCACGCUGAGGGCGGCCACAUCUGGACACAACAGGACACCUUCCUGUGUUGACGAGAGUUAUCUAGUGCAGAGGUUGGGUAACUACAGUUUAUGGGCCAAAUCCAGCCCGCCUGCUUUUGUAAAUGUGAUAUCGGAAGGCAGCCACUUGGCCUUGCUUAUUGUCUAUGGCCGCUUCUGCGCUACAGUGGCACAGCUGAGUAGCUUUGAAAGCACCGUAUGGCCUGCAAAGCCGCAAGUACUUACUUCUGGCCCUUUCCUGGAGAAGUUGCCGGACUCUGGAUCUCGGGAGAAGGGGAAAAAUGAUGAAGCUAGAGGACUUGUGGAAGAGAGCAGACUGAUCCCGCUCAUUUUUGAAGUAAUUCUGGAACAUCAGGAGAACAUUCUGGGUAACACCAUGCAGAGUGUGAUCGCAUUGCUCAACAAUCUGGUUGCCUGCAAAGAUUCAAAUAUGAAGCUACUUUAUGAACAAGGACUGGUCCGUCACGUCUGUGACCUAUUCACCGAGACUGCCACGCUGUGCUUGGACGUGGACAAUCAGAACCACAAGGAGAUGGCCGCCGCCCUGCUCUUCUCCCUGCUUGACAUCCUGCAUGGCAUGCUGACCUUUACAUCCGGCGUCGUCCGGCUGGCUCUGCAGGCACAGAAGUCUGGCUCAGGAGGGGACACCCAGGCUGCGGAGGACCUGCUGCUGCUGAGCAAACCUCUGACAGACCUCAUCAGCCUGCUCAUUCCGCUGCUUCCAAACGAGGAUCCUGAGAUUUUUGAAGUUUCAUCGAAGUGUCUGUCUAUACUGGUUCAGCUGUACGGAGGGGAAAACCCAGACAGCCUGUCUCCUGAAAAUGCAGAGAACUUUGCUGAUUUACUGACCUCCAAGGAGGACCCAAAAGAGCAGAAGCUUCUGUUGAAGAUUCUCAGAAGAAUGGUCACAUCCAAUGAGAAGCUUCUGGAGAAUCUCAAGAAUGCAGGCAGCCUCCUGCGGGCUCUGGAGUGGCUGGCCACCACUGGCGGUUCGUCCGCCCACAGCGUGGUGACUUCCUUGGCCCAGGAGAUCCUCCAGCUGCUGGACGCCAGGCAGGACGGCACUUAGCACGAGCCGGCUCUGCAGCCCGGCCCUCAGCCACAACGGUCACACACCACCUGUAGCUCUAUUUGGACUUUAAAUAAAGUUGGCUGAACCCAGAA
This is a messenger RNA of Suricata suricatta (meerkat), 5060 nucleotides long. RefSeq names its product unc-51 like kinase 4 (gene ULK4). The coding region runs from base 115 to 4965 and encodes 1616 amino acids. Gene Ontology annotation, biological process: protein phosphorylation. Gene Ontology annotation, molecular function: ATP binding; protein kinase activity. Lineage: Eukaryota; Metazoa; Chordata; Mammalia; Carnivora; Herpestidae. The record is from RefSeq and is a predicted model, not a curated record. The transcript is spliced from 39 exons.